AUGACAGUUUCUUCACAUACGUUGUAUGUCUCUUCACUCAGUGCAUUUUGUAUUCUACUCCUUGCAAAGCGAGGAAAUGCAGAUUUUACUACUACGAAGUGGAAUCCUGUACGAGGGAAUAAGUUCACAAUAGCAUGGAGCGGAACCAGUGAUGCGGGUUCCAAGAACUUAACUUUGAACGAUGCGGAUAGUUCUGGCAAUGAAUUCGCCCUUGUUCAAAAUAUUGCAACUGGUAUAAAUGGAGGUUCCUUCAGGUGGUUACCAUCAACCUCUAUACCCGAUGGUACAUAUGUCAUAAACCUCCACGAGACACCCAAUAAAGUGGAUGCGAAAGGCCUGAAAUUCAUCGGAAAAGCUUUUGUAUUUGGGAAUGCAAAGGCAAAUCAACCAGUGGUAGUAAGCUCCCCUACAACUACAUCUGGUGCCGCACAGGUGGUUCAGACUACAAAACCUACCACGACUUCUGGCAAACAAGAAAUAACUGUGCUGGCACCAACGACUAUUGUUAUUAUUUCUACACCGUCUUAUUCCGCGACGGUUGAGACGGUUGAUGAGCCCUUGACUAUAUCGACUUCUGCGCUUGUAGAAUCUACUUCUACUUCUAAUUUGGAAAGUUCAUCAACCACUGUUCUUUCUAGCAUACCAUCCAUUUUCACAACUAUUCUUACCUCUACCUAUUUAUCUACAUCGGCUUCCCAAUCCCACCUCACAACUUCCGCCUCCUCACCACCCCCCACAUCACCAACAUCCUAUCCCUCACCUCCAUCCUCUCCCUCAUCCUCAUCCCCAUCCCCCUCCCCCUCCCCCUCUUCCUCCCCCCUCCACCCCUCACUCAAAACCGCCCUCCUCCUCACCACCACCUGUCUCCUCCUCCUCACCAUAAUCUCCACCUACACAGUACACCGCUAUCUCCAACUCAAAACAGAAACUCUACUCGGCAACAAAAUAAACCAUGGAAAUCAAUGGUACCGGUACACGUACAAAUGGAAAUCCAGAAAUAAAAAUGGAAAUAGAGGACAUGAAAAGAAAGGAGAAAAUGAAAAGAAAGUUAAGGUGACAAAAGUGAUGAAAGACCCAAUAUUUUAUGAUGGGCAGAAAAAAGGUUGGGUGUUGAGGGUAAAUAGUGUACCGGUGGAAUUGGGGGUUGAGGGUAAGGAUAAGGAUGAGGGUGAGGGUGAGGGGAAGAUGUGGGUGUAG
Molecule: messenger RNA, 1197 nt
Organism: Sclerotinia borealis F-4128
Lineage: Eukaryota; Fungi; Ascomycota; Leotiomycetes; Helotiales; Sclerotiniaceae
Source: the annotation of a GenBank genome assembly